Neodiprion virginianus is the source of this 551-nucleotide messenger RNA. It is a transcript of the gene Grx5, whose product is annotated as glutaredoxin-related protein 5, mitochondrial. NCBI's taxonomy places the organism in Eukaryota, Metazoa, Arthropoda, Insecta, Hymenoptera, Diprionidae. Bases 33 to 437 code for a protein of 134 amino acids. The record is from RefSeq and is a predicted model, not a curated record. The transcript is spliced from 3 exons.
UUAACGCCGUCUAUUAGAAAUAUUCAUUAACGAUGUUCAGAACCAUACGUUUCGCGUCUCUGGUAAGAAAUUUCGCAACCAAACCGGAGGAGAUUGGAAAUCUUGUUAAGGGAAAUAAAGUAGUAGUUUUUAUGAAAGGCGUGCCAGAAGAACCAAGAUGUGGUUUCAGUAAUGCUGUUGUACAAAUCCUCAGAAUGCAUGGUGUACAAUAUAACGCACAUGAUGUACUGGCUGACGAAGAACUUCGACAAGGUAUAAAAGAAUUUUCAAACUGGCCAACGAUACCGCAAGUAUAUAUAAACGGUGAAUUCGUUGGCGGAUGUGACAUAAUGCUUCAAAUGCAUCAAAACGGGGAAUUGAUUGAAGAGUUGAAAAAAGUUGGUAUUAACAGCCUUCUUCUGGAAACUGGAAAAGAGGCUGAUAACACUAAGAAAUAGAUGCAACGUGUUAAUUCUCUGUAAAUAGUUAAUAUAUUCACGUUAUUGUUCAUUUUAUUUUGUACCUAGUCAGUUUCUGUUACAAUAGAAAAAAAAACAAACAAGUUAAGUUGA